GCUUCCGCUUUCGCCCUCCCUAACACCCGCUCGAGCACCCCCCGCUUCCAAACCCGCUGCUGUCCCUCGCCAGGACUCGCCUUACGCUCCUAGCCAGCCACAGCCAACGCGAGCCUUGCAACCGGUCCUCGUCCGCCAAGCUUCCCACGCAGUCUCACACGCCGCCUCGUCGCUAAAUCGUGGGAUAUGGUUAUGCCAACGCUUGUCACGGACCGAUUCACAGCACUUGAUUAUACGGACUUUACGAAUAAUCAUGUCUUCUUGAAGAGCUGCAACAAUGGCUUCUUCGACUACAACCAACAUGUCCACCAUGACCAUCAUGACGGGCACCGGGUCAACUUGGCCAAGCAGCUGAUUGGCGAGGCUCUUCGCGAGCGUGUUGAGAGCAUUGACCAUGAACUUUGCGAGCCUGGCGAGGAGGAUACCUUCUUCGUGGCCGACCUCGGCGAGGUCUACCGCCAGCACCUGCGCUGGAAGCUGAACCUGCCGCGCGUCAAGCCCUUUUAUGCCGUCAAGUGCAAUCCGGAUCCGAAGCUCCUGGAGCUGCUGUCCGCCCUCGGCACCGGUUUCGAUUGCGCCUCGAAGGCCGAGAUCGAGCAGGUUCUAGGCCUCGGAGUCGAUCCCUCGCGCAUCAUCUACGCGCAGCCGUGCAAGACCAACUCGUACGUGCGCUAUGUCGCCUCCCAGGGCGUGCGCCAGAUGACGUUUGACAACGCCGAUGAGCUCCGCAAGAUUGCGCGGCUCUUCCCCGGCGCGGAGCUUUUCCUUCGAAUCCUUACCGACGACUCGUCUUCGCUGUGCCGCCUCAGCCUGAAGUUUGGUGCUUCGCUUGAUUCGACCGAUGGCCUCCUGGCCCUGGCGCGCGAACUGGGUCUCAAUGUGGUGGGCGUCAGCUUCCACGUUGGUUCUGGUGCUUCGGACCCCGGCGCCUUCCUGAAGGCGGUUCAGGAUGCUCAUGUCGUGUUCCAGCAAGCCGCCUCUCACGGCUUCUGCCUGAAGACGCUGGAUGUCGGCGGUGGCUUCUGCAGCGACAGCUCGUUCGAGCAGAUGGCUGGUGUCCUCCGCGCCGCUCUUGACGAGUACUUCCCGGCCCACUCGGGAGUCAACCUCAUCGCCGAGCCGGGCCGGUAUUACGCUUCGUCGGCGUUCACUCUGGCUUGCAACGUCAUCGCUCGCCGUACCAUCGAGGACGUGUCGUCGGCCAGCUACAUGCUGUACGUCAACGACGGCCUGUACGGCAACUUCAGCAGCAUCAUGUUCGACCACCAGCACCCUGUCGCCAAGGUGUUGCGUUGCGGCGGCCGCACCCUGUACAACACGCCUGCCGCCGAGGCCUCGGACGGGCCCGGCUGUAUCGAAUACAGCAUCUGGGGACCGACCUGCGACGGCAUCGACCGCAUCACCGAGAGCAUCCGGUUCGCGCAGCUGCUGGACGUCGGCGACUGGCUGUACUUUGAGGACAUGGGCGCCUAUACUAAGUGUUCUGCCACCACGUUCAAUGGCUUCACCAACAGCCAUGACGUCAUCUAUGUGUGCAGCGAGCCGGGCGCGAAGGCUCUUUUGGGGAUGCCUUGAGAGUGGGGCUAGGGAGGAUCAUGGAGAACUGGCAUUGUUGUACCCCCCUUGAGUCGUGAAAGACUCGAGGGGUCUCUCUUCACUUCGUUCGGUCGCGUUAUAGAGAAAGGACAGUUGAGGCUUAGUUCCUCCAGAUGAGAUGGCUUAAUAGAGACAUGUGGACAAGAAGAAGCCCUCUGCAAGAAGCUGCCGCAACAUGUGAAGAAAUGCCGGCCCUUAAUGAGCUGUCACUGGCCGCGUGUUGAAGGCAGGGGUCC
This is a messenger RNA of Thermothelomyces thermophilus ATCC 42464, 1832 nucleotides long. RefSeq lists its product as uncharacterized. Gene Ontology annotation, cellular component: cytoplasm. Bases 187 to 1575 code for a protein of 462 amino acids. Gene Ontology annotation, molecular function: ornithine decarboxylase activity. The transcript has 2 exons. Lineage: Eukaryota; Fungi; Ascomycota; Sordariomycetes; Sordariales; Chaetomiaceae. The record is from RefSeq and is a predicted model, not a curated record.